Molecule: messenger RNA, 4603 nt
Organism: Dendronephthya gigantea
Lineage: Eukaryota; Metazoa; Cnidaria; Anthozoa; Malacalcyonacea; Nephtheidae
Product: collagen alpha-1(I) chain-like
Exons: 62
Coding region: 197-4429 (1410 amino acids)
Molecular function (GO): extracellular matrix structural constituent
Source: RefSeq, a predicted model, not a curated record
CUGAGGUGCUCUCUUCUCAGGGGAUCAGGUUUGCGAUCACGAACAUUCUGUGGUUUGCACAAGUGGGGGCAGUCCACGAGGAAAGAGAGAGUCAUUGGUCUGUUCCUAACAAGGACAGAAGCUACAGGCUCUUAUUAUUUGCGAAGACUCCGCAUUUCAGGAACCACAUACUGGGAUAUAUUAGACCAGACUGAGAAUGUAUACUCGACUCUGCCUUUGUUUGCUAGUUUUUGUGAGUACUUGGCAGGAGAUUGUAUCACAAAGGCCAGGUACAUGCCCUAUUCCAUCCCCAAUUUGUGGUCGAGAACCUGAAGAUACGUGUACAAGCGAUGAUGAAUGUGGUCCAAGGCAAAAAUGCUGUGUGCCACAUGAAUGUCGACCGGGAACUACGACUUGUAUAGACGCGGCAAAUCUCCCUUCUGGGAAGGGACCUAAAGGACCAAAAGGCCCACCAGGACCUAAUGGUUUUCCAGGUGAUCCAGGAAGGCAAGGUCCACCAGGAAUAAGGGGUCCCACCGGUGGACCAGGCCCAGAUGGUGACCCAGGUGAUGGAGGCCGACCAGGCCCACCUGGACCAGGCGUAGCUUUUAAUCCUGCUGAUGAUGAUCGUGGUAAAGGUCCUGGACCUAACGAGUAUCAAUACAUUCCUGGUCCAGCUGGCCCAGCAGGUCCUCCUGGUCCCCCUGGAAGAUCUGGCCCCCCUGGUCGAGAGGGUAACCGAGGUGACCCUGGUAUACCUGGAGAGGCUGGUGCAAGUGGAGAUCCUGGACAACCAGGUCUGAAAGGUGUAAAAGGUCGUGAUGGAACACCUGGAGAACGAGGUCCCGCUGGUGAUCCAGGUUCUGUAGGUGAAGGUGGUCUUGAUGGUCCUCAGGGGCCUCAAGGGAGACAAGGCCGACAAGGUCUACAAGGCUCUAAAGGAGAACGUGGUCAAACUGGUGCUGUUGGUGAUGCAGGUGAACAAGGCAUGCCCGGGGAUAAUGGGGAACCUGGUGACCCUGGAAAAGAUGGAAGAGAUGGACAGCCUGGCCAGCCUGGUCAGCCUGGUUCUAAGGGUGCGCAAGGAGUCAAGGGUCCUCAGGGUGCUAGUGGAUUGGCUGGUGUUUCUGGGCCACCUGGUGGACAGGGUCCAUCUGGUUCACCUGGUAUCCCAGGUAGUCCUGGUGCCCCCGGUGCAAAUGGUGAAAAGGGAGAAACUGGAAUAGUUGGAAAUCCUGGAAAUCAAGGACGAAUUGGUGAUACAGGCCCAAGAGGCAGCAAAGGUUCCAAAGGUGCACGUGGGGCUGAAGGUGUGCAAGGUGGCCCUGGAGCCAAGGGAGAUCGGGGUGGCAUUGGAGAACCUGGACCAACUGGAUACCAAGGAAGCCCUGGCAGUCCUGGUCCCCCUGGUCCACCUGGAACAUCUGGUGCACGUGGAGAAAGGGGUCGCAACGGACAAAGCGGACUUGCAGGUCCAGUCGGACCUAAAGGAAAUCAGGGAUUACCCGGCCCACCUGGAAACCAAGGUGAUCCUGGUGUCAGUGGAAAAUCUGGUCCCCCAGGAAGAACAGGGCGUCAAGGUGCACCUGGUCCUUCAGGAGUUAAGGGUGAUCCAGGCUUUGCUGGUGCAUUGGGACGUACAGGACCUACUGGACCUAAGGGUGAUCAAGGUCUUCCAGGAGGGCGUGGAGAUAAUGGACAGAAAGGAGCCAGGGGCAAAGAUGGUGCAGCUGGGCCAAAGGGUUCGCGGGGUGGUCGUGGACCCCCAGGUCCUACUGGACAAAAUGGUGUUGAUGGAAAGCCUGGUAGCCAGGGUGCUGCUGGAAAUACCGGCCAAGUUGGACCCCCAGGUGUAGCAGGUCAAGCAGGGCCUCAAGGUCCCGCUGGUCCUACUGGUAACAAAGGAGAACAGGGCUCUCAAGGUAUCGAAGGUGAUGUUGGUGCAGAUGGUCCUAAAGGAGAGAAGGGUGAUCGCGGCGUGCAAGGGGCUCAGGGACGUCCUGGAAAUGAUGGCGAAGAUGGUGCUGAUGGGGAGCCAGGUUUGGCUGGAGAUACUGGACCUCAAGGAGCUCAGGGUGAGCGUGGUGAACAAGGUCUACAAGGUGCUGUUGGGCCUGCUGGAAGCAAGGGUUACCAAGGGGCAGAUGGUCAACCUGGCAAGCGGGGUGAACAGGGAGCACAAGGAGAAUCUGGAGAACAAGGUGCAGCUGGAUUUGCGGGUCAACCUGGAAAACCUGGUGCACUCGGUGAAGCUGGUGCUGAUGGCCAACCUGGACCUGAAGGUGCAAUGGGACCUCCUGGCAUGAUGGGACGUCGUGGUCCAGUCGGUCUUCCAGGUGUACCCGGUCUUCCCGGCGAAAACGGAGAGAAGGGCGGCAAGGGUCCAAAAGGUAAUCCUGGUCGUGAUGGUAAACCUGGCCAAGAUGGUCGACCUGGUAGAAAUGGUAAUCCUGGUGCCCAAGGACGUCCUGGUCCCAGUGGCCCUAAGGGUGAGCGAGGUGACAUCGGAGGUCGUGGCGCAGAUGGAUCACCUGGUGAACGUGGUCCUCCAGGUAAUGCAGGUGCUGCUGGAGACCAAGGUCAAGCAGGAGCUCCCGGUCAACAAGGACCUGAUGGACCUAAGGGCAGUCGAGGUGAUAAAGGUGGUAAGGGCGAGAAAGGUUUGAAGGGUGUAGCUGGAAUGUCUGGAGCCCCUGGUGGACCGGGUGAACAAGGAGAUCGUGGUAUUGAAGGUGACGCUGGAUCCAGUGGAAGACCUGGAGGUCCAGGUGUACAAGGAGCCCGAGGCGAGACUGGUCCUGUGGGACCUGCCGGAUCCCCUGGAUUACCUGGUGUUGCUGGAGAUGACGGAUUGGGCGGAGCUAAGGGUAACCGAGGUCAACCUGGCCCAGAUGGUAAAACUGGACCACCAGGUCCUCCGGGUAAUCCUGGAUUGGACGGCGAAAACGGUCAAAAUGGUGAAGCUGGAGAUUCGGGAGAUGCUGGUGAAAGAGGUGCCACUGGUGCCAAGGGUAGUAAGGGAGCCACGGGAUACCCCGGCCCACAAGGUAUUCAAGGGUUAACUGGAAAGGCUGGACCUAAGGGUGAUGCAGGCGAUAGUGGGCCCGUCGGCGACGAAGGAGGAGAUGGCGAAAAGGGUUAUGAUGGUGGAAGAGGAGCUAACGGCGCUGAUGGUGCUGAUGGUGAAGAUGGUGACGAUGGCGCUGAUAGUGAUGAAUCUGGAGACCCCGGACAAGCCGGAGAACAGGGUCCUAGAGGUCCUGAUGGACGUCCCGGAGCUAUUGGUGCACCAGGUCCAUUAGGCCCUGAUGGUCAACCUGGUAUUGAUGGACCACCUGGAAAUUUUGGUAACCGGGGUGAUGCAGGACCGAAAGGAGUAAAGGGACAGCCUGGUCCCGACGGAGACGACGGAGAAACCGGUACCGUUGGUGAAACCGGUGUUGAGGGUGACGAUGGUGCUAAGGGACCAAAAGGCGACAUGGGCGCCCCAGGAACACGAGGACCGCCUGGUGAUGCUGGUGACGAUGGCAAACCUGGUAAUCCUGGUCAUGGUGGUAAUCAAGGAAAAUUGGGUGUACCUGGUCCAAAUGGUAAGAACGGUCCCCCUGGAGCACCAGGUGUUGCGGGUCCCAACGGCCGACGCGGUCCACCAGGUGAAGAUGGUCCUGCAGGAAGAAGUGGAGCUACUGGACCUCCCGGCCCACCUGGUGAUCCCGGUUCACCUGGUAAUGCUGGUCCACCUGGAGUCCUUAUCAGGCAAGAAGCUUCACAAGUCGUUGUAGAAAAGGGACCUCGAUUCUACUCAAGCAAUCAGGACUUUGUCACUGACGACACUUUGGUCGAUGACGUAAGCGUCGUUAAGAAGGCAACAGAAAGCAUCCUUGCUAUGAUGGAAAAGAUGGAUGGACGUGAAGCCUCAUCAGCAGCACGAUCUUGCCGAGAUUUGAAAAUGGAAUAUCCCUCAGCCCCAGAUGGCGAAUACUGGAUCGAUCCUGACUGGGGUAGCCAUGGCAACGCUUUCAAAGCCAAAUGUGACUUUACUCUACGUGAAACAUGCAUUAAAUCUCUCAAUUCUAAGAAAACUAACGACAACGAAGAAUUCGAAUACGCCGAUGAUGUUCAAAUGACCUUCCUCCGAUUAUUAAGUAGCACCGUUCGUCAACAAAUAACAUAUCAUUGCAAGAACUCGAUGGCGUUUGAUGGCAAACUGAAGUCUAUCAACUUGAUCGGAGAAAACGAGAUUGAUAUUAAUAUGAACAGUCCAACUAAAUACAGACCCACAAUUCUCCUAGAUGAAUGCAAGAAAAAUGAUAAUAUGUGGCAUAAGACUAUAUUCGAAGUAAAAACGGAGCAGAAGCAACGGCUACCGAUUAUCAACGUUACACCAUUUGACACGGGCGUAGGAAAACAACACAAGUUUGAAGCGGGAGAUGUAUGCUUUGUGUGGUAAAGAACACGAUACGAACACGGAGCCUGCUUGACAACGGAAUGAAUAAAUGUAGACGUGAAAACGCAGGCUAGGGAAUUACAUCUUAUUAGUUGAAUAAAUAUAACAGCUAAAUCGUUAUUCUCUGUACAUUUCAGUGUGUGUAGAAUUGUUAAAAAUAUAAAUUGUCUUGUGUUU